GCGUUAUUCAGCGUACGCAGGAGGCGAAAGCGUGUCUUGCCAAACACAUUAAAAUCUAUUGAAGGUUGAAGAGUAAUUGUAAACGAGGAAAGUGGAGAGUUGUUUGAGUAGUUUAACUCCGACUAGUGAUCGUAGGAAGCGAGCGGAUAGAGCACCAUGAGACUUUUAUUAGAAGAUUCUGGACAAUUGACGCAUCUUCCUAACGUGCGGGAACUAAACUAAAAUAAUCAUUUUCUCUUUCAUAGCCAGAAACAGUUUUAAUGAUUUUGUCUGACACUCGGUUCUCCAGCUUAACAGAGAUUCACCGACUAGCCGCAACACUGGAGUCUCACGGGGACCAGUCACGUUUCGGCCCCAUCAGCAUGACCACCACCCGAUGUGACGGUUCCGGCGAUAUCCAUGUCAAACGCCCCAUGAAUGCCUUCAUGGUAUGGUCUCGUGCCCAACGUCGAAAGAUCGCCAUGGAUAACCCCAAAAUGCACAACUCAGAAAUCAGCAAGAGACUUGGCUCCGAAUGGAAGCAUCUAUCGGACUCGGAGAAGCGACCCUUCAUCGAAGAAGCCAAGAGGCUGCGGGCAUUACACAUGAAGGAACACCCGGAUUACAAGUACAAACCCCGCCGGAAACCCAAGAACUUACUAAAAAAGGACAGAUUUCCAUUUCCAAUGUCGUACAUUCCCGCAACUUUGGACUAUCUGGGAAUAGGUUUUUCAAGGGGUCUCUUCCCACCUCCGCCACUGCCAGGAUUAUUUCCCUUUCCUUCGGGAGCCAUGGAGACUCCGACCGCGAUUUCUCUUUCAGCUCCAGCAUCCGCAAUAGGACGUUUUUCUUCCUCAACGGAGAAUGCAGACAAGUCUACCUCGAGCACAGAACUCAUUUCUAGUCACUCUCUGAAAUCUGCGACUCCUAGCAGUUCUAAGAGCUACCCCGUCACAACCUAUGGCUCUGGAUCACUUUACUCGGGCUUGUCCAUGCCGGCCUACUUCCUACCUUGUGGGUGUGGGUCUCCUGGCUACGGAUACCCACCCAGCCACGGCGCUGGAGAGGCAAAUCGCCACACGUGCGGAGCAUUGAGCUCUUUUGUAUUGAAUCCUUUCAUGAAGAGUUCAGACGGAGCAGACUACCAUGCUGCUGCCGGAACACCUUCUGGUCUUCGGAACUUCCCUAUAGCUUCCACCGGCUCGUCCAGCAGCGGCUUGUCGGGAACCCAUCUCUUGGGGCCCUAUUCACCAUGUCUCGUACACUCUAAGCCGUCGGACGUUUAGGACGUAAGUAGAGAUUUUAUCAUUUGGACGUGAGCUCUAACUGCAGACCGCGCUCUAAUAGCCGACCGCUAGACGAUGGCAAUGGACUGUGUGUGUGUACACAUAUAAUAAACGGAUACUUUGUUACUGCUUUAGCCUUAUCAGCAAUGAUCUUAAAGACCAACUCGGUUCCUGUGAAGUCAAGGUUAAUAGCUUCUGUGUUAAACGUAAUCGUGUUAUGUGAGCUAUGUGCGUAGCCUAGCUGAGCUAUGUGCGUAGCCUAGCUAAAACUGAAUACGAGUCAGAUAUUUAUAAUUGUUAUAAACGUGUUUUAUUAAAUCACUCGAUUUUAUUCAUAUUUUGAAUUUGUACUUCGAUUUAAGAUAUGUAACUUAACAUAUGAGUUCAAGGUAUUCGUUCUGUUAAAAACUGCAUUCAUUUCUGAAGGUAAUAUUUACAAGAAAAGUCUGGAACCAUAGGCACUUCAACUUAUUUAACCGAAUGUGUUCCAUAAGUUGUCCUUCUAGUUCGAAACAAGUUUGGAUUAACAGCAGAAUUAACUCGACCUUCUCGUGCUUUGACAGCGCCAUAAUCAGCCACGUAUCUCAAAUUAAGAAAAGCUGCAAAUCAUCUAUGGUUCCAGAACUUUUCGGACACCUGUAUUAUUUUCUUUACUAAAUUCUAUUUCAUAUUUUAAGUAUUUUUUUAAUGGCCAAAGAUUACUGUAUCGUAAAUAUAAUGUAUAUAUAUAUAUAUAUCUGUGUGUGUGUGUGUGUGUUUGAUUCUGAAGCACUGCUUAACAUCUUAUUAACUAAAGCUUGUAUUAAGGCGAUACUGGCGAACACGCCUAAUCUUUAUAAAGGUACUCGAAUUAAAGCAUCUGUUUAUCCAAUCAUCAACAGAGCUUUAUCUCGUGAGUGUGGA
Molecule: messenger RNA, 2168 nt
Organism: Limulus polyphemus (Atlantic horseshoe crab)
Lineage: Eukaryota; Metazoa; Arthropoda; Merostomata; Xiphosura; Limulidae
Product: transcription factor SOX-14-like
Exons: 1
Coding region: 261-1265 (334 amino acids)
Biological process (GO): cell differentiation; regulation of DNA-templated transcription; anatomical structure morphogenesis
Molecular function (GO): RNA polymerase II cis-regulatory region sequence-specific DNA binding; DNA-binding transcription factor activity, RNA polymerase II-specific
Source: RefSeq, a predicted model, not a curated record